Messenger RNA from Paraglomus brasilianum, 1135 nucleotides. Lineage: Eukaryota; Fungi; Glomeromycota; Glomeromycetes; Paraglomerales; Paraglomeraceae. The record is from the annotation of a GenBank genome assembly.
AUGUUUAUUCAAAAAGCUGAUAAAGCACAAGCAGAAACACCAAGUCCAGACAAAACGAUUUUCGAAAAAGCCUUCAAAGUUGGUUUUCAGGAUCCCACUAAUUAUGUACAAGAGCUAAGAGAGGCUGUGAUGAAAUGCUCCAAGGAAUCAGUUACACACUACAAUUACCUAGCUGCCAUACAAUUCUCUGGCUAUGGAAAAACAAGGAGCAUAUUGGAAUUUGCAAAGAACUGCCAUCAUGUAUAUAUUUGUUUUCAUAAGAAAGAUUUGAGUGGCUACCCAAAAGGAACUCCAAAGAAUGAAGAGAUGCUUGAAGAUCUUAAGAAAGGAAAGAUGGUAGAAGAGUGUCAUGUUAUUGCAAAAAAGUGGAUUCAUUCUAUAAUCACCACCUUUGAACAUAUGACCACAUCUAAAGACAAGAAUGAGGAAAGUUUCUGGGAAUCUGUCAUUCAAAGUACAAAGGAGCAUAAAGACAUCAAUGCAGCUCGUCAUUUAAUAAUCCUGUUUAUUGAUGAAGCAUCAGCUCUUUUAGAUACAACCAAUGAGAAGAGAAAUCUGAAAGAGAAAAAUAGAGCAUUCAGGGGGCUUUGUCGUGCUUUACAUGAUUUUAAUGACUCAGUCUUUGCUAUUCUUACUGAUACCAACUCUUUGGUGGCUAAUCUUGCACCUUCAAUUGAACAAGAUAUUUUGGCAAGGAAUUAUGAUCUUCGAGUUCACCUUCCAUUCAUUUAUAUUGCGUCAACUGAUUCUCUGGAGGGAAAUCCUGAACUUCCAUCAGAAAGUGAUAAUGGGCAUCAUAUUGUUCAUUUUGGUCGGCCUCUCUGGGCUUCUACCUGGCUUGGAUAUGGUAGUACCAAACUUCCUGAGACAAAGUUUGCAGAAAUAGUGACUCUUGCAAAGUUUAAGCUCCUUGGGGGCAUAGCAUCCCGAUGGGUUGACAUUAAAAAAAAUGAACAACUGGCCAGGUUGGCUGCACUUGCUGUCCUUGCCAGCAUUGCUGGUUUAUAUGUCUCCCCAAUCUCAAGUGUAGCGCCUAAUCUUGUUAAGUCCCACAUGGCCACACUAAUUGGCUUGGAUGAAAGUCACCAAAGGCACCUUAUUACAUAUCCGUCUGAGCCUUUGCUCUCAGAAGCUG